UUUUUAGCGCUGUCCUUUAAAGGGGCUUCUCCUCCAUUAAAGCUCCUCCUGCUUCAUCAUUCUCUCUCUCUCUCUCUCGUUUCAGUGAAGAAAGCAAAUAAUUUUAGAGAGAGAAAGCAAAAUGAAUUUAGGAAUGUAUGCAGAUACUGGACUCAUGUUCCCUUAUUUUCACCAGAACUUCUGUCAAGAAGUACACCAACUUGAAGAGUUUUGUCGUUCUCACAAAUCAAAUAUUCCAAUGGGCAACCUGGUUCAGACCUCCAGCAUAUCAGAGUAUGACUUGGGGGGAGAAGGGGAUCUAUUCAAAGCUCCAGAACCCAUUAUUGAAGAACCAGCUGUGGGCCUUGAUCCCAUGACAGCUGCCAUUUCAAUGAUCUCUUGCGGGGAAGAUGUCAUAUCCCCGCAAACACUCAAGGUUGUGGAUAUUGAAUCAAUUCAAAAUGAGCAACUUUUGAGUGAGGUUUUCUAUGAAUGUAAGAAGGAUCUCUUGGCAAAAGAUGCUAUCGAAACACCACUUUCUGAUGUAUUAGAUAUAAAGAUUCCUGUUGUAGGGACAGAUGAAAACCUUAUUGCAGAGGACAAAGUGUUUCCUGAAGGGUCAUUUCAGAAGAGCGUUAGCUCAGGAUGUUUAAGCUCAAUGGAGCAUAUACCUGGGGCUCCAAUGAGGCCAAACUUUCUGGAUUUUUCUGGAAUGGACCUUGGUGCUGUUUAUGGGUUGCGAAGGGCAUUCAGUGAAGGCGACAUAAAGACUCUUUCCAAUGGCAAUGUGAGCCUCAUCCAUUCUCCCCUUGGGCUGCCACAAGUUAUCAGCAACUGUACCACUGAAGACCGCUGGCAAAAGCUUUCCAGAUACAGGAACAAGAAGUCAAAGAGGAAUUUUGGUAGGAAAAUCAAGUAUGCUUGCAGAAAGGCUCUGGCUGAUAGUCAGCCAAGGAUUCGCGGAAGGUUUGCAAAGACAGAAGAAUCUGACAUUUCCAAGAAGCAAUGACUGUUGACCUAUCUGCCUACGUACACCAGUAUGAAGGAAUGUUGGAGUGGAAGUAGCAAGAAAAAAAUGCCAGUUAUGAACGAAUGAGAGUAACAGUAAUGUAUUAAGCCUGUGUCUUAAAGCUCAGCAGAAGCUUAAAACGGGUUUUGCUCAAUAAGAAGGAUCCCCAACCACCGGCGAGCGAGUUGAUCUCUUAUGUUCUGUAUUGUAAUUAUAAUAAUCUGUGUAGAUCAAAAUGUCCCGACUGGGGUUGUAUAUAGUGUUUGUGGAAUAAAAGAAGUCAAUAGUGUUGCACUUGUUCUACAUAAUCCGCUCAAAUGAAGGUUACUCUUUUGUGACUUUGGAAUAUAUAACAAUGUGGAAAGAGUAUAUUAUGAUCAUAAUCAAAAUUUGUAUCCAA
This is a messenger RNA of Camellia sinensis, 1388 nucleotides long. RefSeq names its product CCT motif family protein. The record is from RefSeq and is a predicted model, not a curated record. Gene Ontology annotation, biological process: regulation of flower development. NCBI's taxonomy places the organism in Eukaryota, Viridiplantae, Streptophyta, Magnoliopsida, Ericales, Theaceae. Gene Ontology annotation, cellular component: nucleus. Gene Ontology annotation, molecular function: protein binding; DNA-binding transcription factor activity.